Messenger RNA from Soboliphyme baturini, 858 nucleotides. The record is from the annotation of a GenBank genome assembly. NCBI's taxonomy places the organism in Eukaryota, Metazoa, Nematoda, Enoplea, Dioctophymatida, Soboliphymatidae.
CUGACAUUUGGAAUUAGAGACGUCAAGGACCCUGUGGGAAGGGCUGCAACUAGGAAAGGAAUUGUGACUGUCAAAAGUGACGUUGGGGAAACAUUUGAUUUACGAUACACAAUCAAACCUUGUCAAGAUUUCUGCUGGACGGUGUUGGUGAAGGUGUUCGACUAUUCUGCAUUGGUUCAUAAGCAUGUGUUUCUACCUGUGCUUAAAGCCGACAUACAGCUUACGGACGUGUCUUCGAAUUUCGAUGCGAGAAAACUCACGAAAGCUGAGGGAUGCACUUUCAUGGUUCCACGACCAGGGUUUUACGAUAUGAGUAUUACGAAAUCCGGUAUGAAGCCCUUUCGGAAGCUAAUUGAAAUCAGAUCGUCUUAUAUGGAAAACAUAAUGUUUCUCAGGGAAGACAGAAGCAGCGACUCCUUUUCCCUUCGUCGAAAACACAACGGAAAAUUCGUGCUGCAACGAACAGAAUUUUCUGAACUUCUGCAAGCGCAACCUUCUAUGGUGAGUGUAGAGUUCGAAAAGCCAACUGAGCAGUCAGCCAUCAUUGCAGUGCGAAACACCGCGCUUCUGCCGAUCUAUGAUGUAAAGUUGAGGUCAGAAAGCUUACACGGCCAAGUCUCACUAGAAAUCGAGAGUAAAGAAAUGAAAGUGCUUCCCGGUGGCAGAGCAGCAUCUUUUCCCGUCGUCUUUCGUUUCUUGCAUCCGGCAGAUGGCUUCGACAUGCGCUGUGAUCUUUAUAUCGUCACUCUGUCGUAUAAUGUUUGGGAAAAUGGUACACAAAUAUGGGUAAAUCAACCAUUCGUCGUGUCCAAGAAAGAAUACGACCAACCGAGUAUUGUCGUUUGUGAAGGCGAGUAA